CCGUCGCGUGGUAAUUAUCGCUGAAACUCUUGAAGCCUCCUAAGGAGACUGGUGACGGUGUUUAUUAACAUAACCCGCUGCGCCGCGCUUCCCGGUCAUUGGCCGCGGCUGAUGUGUGUCUGCGGUGCUAGUCAAAGAUAACGCUGCGUAGGCAGCAUAAACGCUAACACGAUCACUAGUCAUGCUGCUGUCCGGUGUCGCGCGUGCGGUCAGACACUGCAGCCGGACACCGCUGCCCGUCCUCACGCUCUUCACUAAGGAUCCGUGCCCUUUGUGCGACGAAGCAAAAGAAGCUCUGGAGCCGUACAAACACAGGUUUGAGCUGCAGGAGGUCGACAUCACCCGUCCGGAGAACAGAGUCUGGUUCGACAGGUACCGAUAUGACAUCCCUGUCUUUCAUUUAAACGGACAGUUUCUGAUGAUGCACCGCGUGAACUUGGCUCUCCUCGAAAGGCGUCUGGAUAAAACCACCGGAGCAGCUCAGCAAUAACAUCUGGAGAUCUGACGGUGUUUGCUGUUCAUUUCACUAAAGGUUUCGCAGCAUCAGUUGUAGGUCAGGUGUGUCUGAUCCCCUCAACAGCUCAUCAGACUCCUCAAAGACAGCCUUCAUGUCACAUGCUUCAUUUGAAGAACAGGUCAAGUGUGUCCUUCGUGUCCUCCGGUCACCCACAAUCCUUUGCACUCAGUCCAGUUCACAGAGGAGAAUGAGCAGAAAAUGAAUCUGCACUGAGCUCACCCAGUUUCAUUAUGCAAUGCAAAGGAAGAUUUGGAGAUGUUUUCUUGUAAAUUAAUCACAAAAUGCUAAACUGUGUAAUGUAAAUCACUGACGAUUGUCAUUAUCUGUAAUAAAUUAAUGGAAGGAUUUGUAA
Messenger RNA from Labeo rohita (rohu), 869 nucleotides. It is a transcript of the gene cunh5orf63, whose product is annotated as chromosome unknown C5orf63 homolog. The record is from RefSeq and is a predicted model, not a curated record. The coding region runs from base 182 to 490 and encodes 102 amino acids. The transcript is spliced from 5 exons. NCBI's taxonomy places the organism in Eukaryota, Metazoa, Chordata, Actinopteri, Cypriniformes, Cyprinidae.